UGUAGCUGAACUACAAACUAACUACAUGUAUUAGUAUUACUGAAAGUCUUGAAGUUGAAGGGAGCUCAGUUUGAGAUCUGCCACAGCCGUUUGGUCUCUAUACGUGCCUAUCACGUUGUGAAGAGUCUUGUAGAUCUUGGAAGUGGGCUGCGAUUUAGCUGGACAGUGUACAAUAAUAAGUUUAGUAGUGACUUCUGUUUAAUACAUGGACUUGCUAACUAGUAGGUGGUACGACUGCCAACAGCAAGGACUAAAGACGUGCUGAGCACAAUGGACGAGGAGGAAAAAGCUUAUGUCUGGGAAGCUGACUAUGAACGUUCCUGGGAGGCAUUGCAUGAAGAUGCCGAGGGUUCGUUGCAAGCAGCUGUUGAUGACAUCGCACUGCGAGCACAACGGCGAAGAGCUGCUGACAGGCCUGCCAAUGUCCGCUUGGGAAUGAUGCGUCACUUGUUCAUCGUCGUUGAUCUGUCCUUGGCCAUGCGAGAGGGUGACAUGUGGCCCACCAGACUGGAUAUUACACAGAAGCUGUUGAAAGACUUCCUAUCGGAGUAUUUCAAUCAGAACCCAAUUUCCCAGGUUGGUGUAAUCAUCACUAAGAAUGGAAGAGCUGAACGAAUCACAACGCUCAGUGGGAAUUCUGCCUUGCAUUUGCAAUCCCUGGAAGGUGCUGCAAACUGUGCGGGUGAGCCAUCACUUCAGAAUGCUUUGGACAUGGCCACUGGCAUAUUGAAGAAUAUGCCUGGCCAUAGCAGUCGUGAAAUACUGGUGAUCCUUGGCAGCUUGACAUCAUGUGAUCCAGGUGAUAUCUUUCAGACCAUUGAGGACAUGAAGACAGCUAAUGUGCAAUGCUCAAUUAUAGGCUUGGCAGCGUCAGUGUUCAUCUGCAAACAAAUCUGUGAGCAAACAAGAGGAACGUACACAGUGGCACUGGAUGAGACUCAUUUCAGAGAUUUACUGUUCAGACAUGUUCCACCGCCGCCAGCAGAGAGUGGAAUGGAGGCGUCGCUGAUUCGCAUGGGUUUCCCACAGCAUCAUGCUGGAUCCAUACCAUCUCUCUGUGCUUGCCAUGUGGAAACACCAAAUCUCACGUAUCAAGGUUACUUCUGUCCACAGUGCAAGACUAAGUACUGUGACCUUCCUGUUGAUUGCAAAGCCUGCCAGCUGACUUUAGUCUCAGCACCACACUUGGCUCGUUCCUAUCAUCAUCUAUUCCCACUGCCGUCCUUCAAGGAACUGCAGGUCAAGGACACACCAGCCGUGGUGUGUUGUGGAUGUCAGCUCCAGCUACAGAACACUCUGGCGUACAUGUGCCCCAACUGUCAGAAUCACCUGUGUAGUGACUGUGAUGUGUACGUGCACGAUUCCCUGCACUCGUGCCCAGGCUGCUGCAGCUCAGCCAUCACCCCCGCCACUGUGGCAGGCAUCGGGUAAGGAGUUCUGCAUCACCGUCAUCACCGACACUGCCACCACCACUGACACACUCACCGUGGUGCAGCUCUGUACAGCUGGCUGUGUGCUGGGUUGCUAGUCAGUCGUGACCUGCCGACUGGCUGUGUGCUGGGUUGCUAGUCAGUCGUGACCAGCCGACGGCACAAACAGGAACACUGACUAGCAACCCAUGAGAUAUGAAAGCUUUGAACUCCAGCUGUGCUACCUGUCAGCUAGCUGAAAUGCCCAGUCCUGGUACAUGAAUCUAGUGGGAGCUGAGCUGAAGGCGGAAGCUAACGGGUAGUGUUUUGACAGAUCCUGCUGGUGUGGUGCCAUUCCCUAUUACCUCAAGUUGCUCAUCCUAGUGUGGAAAUACAAUUACUUUAAAGGGUAACUUUACAUUACUCCAACCUACAAGGUAGGCCCGCGGGAGCAAUACUGUGAGCAGGGAGUUUGAGUGGAAUGUGUCUCCGGCUCAAGUGGCCCCAGAGUUCUGGCCGAAGUGUGCCCUGACUGUCAGUUGCCCACAGUUCAUCAUUAGCUAAUUAAUGUCAGUUAACUGUUUCUUUUGUUCCCAAACUCCACUUGUCAUUGUAAUCGUCUUGCUACUUACCGCCCAGGUGACUUUCCCAGUUCCGUGACAGGUGGUCUAUUGGCUAGUUGCCUUUGAAUUUGCAUUUGCAAUCACCUUGCUACUUAUCCCUCAGGCGACAUUCCCUAGUCCGUUACAGGUGGUCUUUACAGGUGGUCGAUUGUCUAUUUUGCCUGGGCUUUACAGGUAGUCGAUUGGUUAGUUGCCUCGGGGUCUCUACCGUCCCUUGUCUGGCUUAAAAGUUUUCACUGUUGUCCCAGUGGGUUUUAUGCAAAUCAAAGCAUCUAAAAAGAUGUAUUUUUUAUCACAGUAUCCGCUUCUACCUGUUAUUCCCAACGCUUUACGUCUACGUUGCUAUGGUUUUAUCUCAGCUGCACUUCAGUCGUCUCAUUUUUACUGCCAAGAAUUCUUAGUUGUGGGUUGCUUUAGUCGCUGCCUCUCUUUCUUCUUGAAAGCUCCCUGUCUCCAGGCUCUUA
Molecule: messenger RNA, 2496 nt
Organism: Sycon ciliatum
Lineage: Eukaryota; Metazoa; Porifera; Calcarea; Leucosolenida; Sycettidae
Product: general transcription factor IIH subunit 2-like
Exons: 17
Coding region: 271-1431 (386 amino acids)
Biological process (GO): DNA-templated transcription; regulation of transcription by RNA polymerase II; nucleotide-excision repair
Cellular component (GO): transcription factor TFIIH core complex; transcription factor TFIIH holo complex
Molecular function (GO): zinc ion binding
Source: RefSeq, a predicted model, not a curated record